GUGACGUAACAUGACGCCUGUUAUUGUUAUUUAUGGAUCCUGAACGUGAGGAAAUAAAGUAAAAACCAAACAGCGCGCGCUUUAUCUCAUCUGUCUUCCGCAUUAUCGCGUUAAAAGUCGCCGUUCUCACAAAACUGCAACUCCCACAAUGCAGCGCGUGACGUGGAGUUCCGGGUCGGUGACCAUCAGAGUGCAGCAGCAGGAAGCUGAGUAAACGGGUGGAUGUUGUAACUUCAGUGUUCGGCCGCAGCAGCUGCGCGUGUGGAUGUGAGUCUGCACUGCUGCGAUGCCUCUGGAGGUCAGAUGGCCGUUCCCACAAUGCCCUGCUCUGGCAUGGAGGGUCUCCAGCUCACUCAUCAUGGGCAUGGUGGGCUCCUACUCCUACUUCUGGACCAAGUACAUGAACUGUUUGACGGUCCACAACCACGAGGUUUUGUUGAACCUGAUUGACCAGCGGCCCUCGGACACGCCCCUCAUCACUCUGUCCAAUCACCAGUCUUGUAUGGAUGACCCGCACAUCUGGGGCGUCCUGAAGUUCAGGCAGCUGUGGAACUUCAACAAGAUGCGCUGGACUCCAACAGCUUCUGACAUCUGCUUCACCAAAGAGCUGCACUCCAGAUUCUUCAGCCGGGGAAAGUGUGUUCCCGUCUGCAGAGGUGAUGGUGUUUACCAGAAAGGAAUGGACUUCAUUUUGGAGAGAUUAAACAAAGGAGAGUGGGUGCACAUCUUCCCAGAAGGUAAAAUCAACAUGACUGAGGAGUUCCUGCGGCUGAAGUGGGGUGUGGGUCGGCUGAUAGCAGAAUGCUCCCUGAAUCCCGUCAUCCUGCCGCUGUGGCACGUUGGUCUGAGCGACGUUCUGCCAAAUGUGACGCCCUACAUUCCUCGGACUGGAAAGAGAAUCACCGUCCUCGUGGGGAAACCGUUCAGUGUGAAAGAUCUCGUUGAUUCCCUCCGAGCUGAAAACAAGAGUCAGCUGGAGAUGAGGAAGACUCUGACUGACUUCAUCCAGGAGGAGUUUCGGAGCCUGAAGACUCAGGCCGAAGUCCUCCACGGACAGAUACAGACCAGAUCCUGAACCUCAGCCGUCCCCCUUCUGCCUGCCUGUUUGUUUAUCCUGAACUGAGACCGGAACCAGCAGGACUUCCUGUCACCAGACCUCCACGCCGAGAGGCCGCCGCCGCCUCGUCUCAAGCUGCAGAGCGUUUUUAAGCUGUCGGGAUCAUAAUCAGAGAAAACUGAUGGUCAUAAAAAGACGUUUUUGUACAUUUUGAUGUGAUUCAGUUGAAAAACAGACGUCAUGUUUUUAUAGAAUUUGGUAAACUGAGUUUCUGUGGGUCCGCCGCCACCGCCAGCAGGAGCAGCAGUUCAGAGAACAGAUGCAUGAUGGGUGAUGGAGUUAUGACCUCUGUGAUCCAGAACAGUGAACCAUCUUUAAUGUGUCCACUGUGGACAUGAGAUGUCUUCAUGUUUUCAUAGUUCAACUGCUCAGCUGUGUUCCUGCUGCUACCGUCAUCCCAGCCGGUAUCCAUGGAAACACGUCAGGAAGUGAUGUCCUUCAUGUCUGACGCAGGAGACCAGAGUUCACGUCCCAUCACACACCUCAACACAACCUUCCCUUCACCUGAACCAACUGUUUUUAUCUGUGUAACCCUAGUUUCCAUAGCAACAGUCUUUCCCCAACAGUAAAGGAUCACUCAACAACAUGUCAACAACAUGUCAACAACAUGUCAACAACAUGUCAACAACAUGUCAACAAAUCCAAACCAACAGUGAACUGAUCUACUGACCAGUAUCGUGUUUGUAUCAAAGCUGAUAUAUCUGAUUAAACCACCGCUGCUCUGGGUCACAUGAUCCUUCAUCAUGAAGAGUUUGGUUAGAAACUAAUAACAGCAUCAUGUUUUCAGUCUCCAGAGAGUAGUUCUGUGUACGGCAGACGCUACUGAGCAUGUGCAGGAACGCUGUUCUGUUUACAGAUAAACAACCUCUGACUUUGUUCUACAUUAUAAAUAACUUCAGUAUUGAAUCAGAUAUAUCAGCUUCGAUACACACAUGAUACUUGUUAGUAGAUCAUUGUUGGUUGAACAUCACUAGAAUGAUCAGUUAACAUCCAUAUUCACAGUUCAUGAAGGAAGGGAGGAUUUUAAAGCUGUUGGCGUUGGACGUAAAACGUUGUUCAGUGUAAUCUGGAGUUUUUCAGGAUGGUCCAGGACGGAUGUUCUCGUGUGGCCGUCAGGUUGCAUCAACCUGUGACUGUAACUUUAAAAGCUGCUGUUUGUUGAGUUACUAAACAUUAGUAAGCAGUUUGCUCCUCUGCGUGCACACAUGGAGCCAUAUAGAUUCAUAAUUAGUAAUCUAAUGAAGAAGUUAAUCAGGAUUAAUCAUAUACUGCACGGUUCCAGCAUAAUAUGGACUCAAUGAUCGUUAGAAUAUUAUUUCUUUAUUGAACCAUUUCUAUGUUUUCUCCUUUUAUUCUGUUCUUGCAGCUUGAAAUCUGCUCCUCAGAUUCUCCAUCACAUCACGAUGUGCCGCCUCUGUCAUCUCAUUCACAUCAUUUCUGUAGAGAUUUAUUCUCUUUGGUUCUCUGCCUCUGAACGCUUCCCGAUCAGAUGUAUCGAUGUUUUAUCACAGAGAUCGAUGGCUUUAUGAAGGGAGGAAAGGCCACGUCUGACUGAUCUGUGGUUAUUUUAUAAAGGCCUCACCUUCCUCUGGUGCCGCUCUGUCCCACUUUCUGUGAAUGCCAAUAAAGUUUUGGACUUGUG
Thunnus maccoyii (southern bluefin tuna) is the source of this 2759-nucleotide messenger RNA. It is a transcript of the gene tafazzin, whose product is annotated as tafazzin, phospholipid-lysophospholipid transacylase. The coding region runs from base 287 to 1075 and encodes 262 amino acids. Gene Ontology annotation, molecular function: 1-acylglycerophosphocholine O-acyltransferase activity. Gene Ontology annotation, biological process: cardiolipin acyl-chain remodeling; inner mitochondrial membrane organization. The transcript has 11 exons. The record is from RefSeq and is a predicted model, not a curated record. Gene Ontology annotation, cellular component: mitochondrial membrane. Lineage: Eukaryota; Metazoa; Chordata; Actinopteri; Scombriformes; Scombridae.